This is a messenger RNA of Suillus discolor, 597 nucleotides long. RefSeq lists its product as uncharacterized. The record is from RefSeq and is a predicted model, not a curated record. The coding region runs from base 99 to 533 and encodes 144 amino acids. The transcript is spliced from 2 exons. NCBI's taxonomy places the organism in Eukaryota, Fungi, Basidiomycota, Agaricomycetes, Boletales, Suillaceae.
GAAGCUUUGAUCAUCGAUUCAAUGACUGAAAAUUAUGCGAGGAUUCUCACAACAAUCAAAGUUCAACGUUCAUUCAUUGUGACCUGCAGUCUCGUCGGAUGACCAUUUUCCAGUGCUUCUCACUUGCACUAGCAUGGCCAUCCGCACAAGGGGAAUUUUCCGCGCUGAUAAUUAAAGGCGGGCCCAACUCAAGUGUCCACACCUUGUCACUUGGAGUCACCAUUCUAUUGCAUGAGCACUGCAGAACUCACCAUCAAAAUUUGACUCUGAAAAAGCAGCGAAAGCAUUUUUUCCGUCCACCUACCAUGCGUGUAUGUAUAUUUGCAAUGCUCACCCUGGCAACCGUCAUCGGGGAAGAGACGAAAUUUUUUUCUCGAGUUCAAUUUGUUCUCUGGAUUUCCACUUUGGGGGAGGUGCCAUCUGCUCUGGGCCUCUGGCAGUUGCCGACCUCAGGCUUGAUCAUAGGGUCGCAGGGUAUUGCGUGUCAACUGUACCUAGACAUGGGUCUGCGUGAAUGUAUUCCCUGGAUGUAAUUCCCAACACACCGACCGGUACCGGGGCUGACUUGACAGAAAAUUAUUACGUACAAACGUUACC